This is a messenger RNA of Trypanosoma grayi, 1662 nucleotides long. RefSeq names its product nonsense-mediated mRNA decay protein 3. The transcript has a single exon. Gene Ontology annotation, cellular component: nucleus; cytoplasm. Gene Ontology annotation, molecular function: ribosomal large subunit binding. The record is from RefSeq and is a predicted model, not a curated record. The coding region runs from base 1 to 1662 and encodes 553 amino acids. Gene Ontology annotation, biological process: ribosomal large subunit export from nucleus. NCBI's taxonomy places the organism in Eukaryota, Euglenozoa, Kinetoplastea, Trypanosomatida, Trypanosomatidae.
AUGGAUCUUGAUGGCGAGUUUCACCAUGACCGUGAUGCGCAGAUGGUGCCGAAGGUCCUCUGCUGCAUGUGUGGUCUUCUGAUUGACAGCAACCCGAGCAACAUGUGCCCCAGCUGCCUCCGCUCGCACAUCGACAUCACAGAGUCGCUGCAGAAGGAGUACAUCAUNGUGUACUGUCCGGAGUGCACCCGCUACCUGCAGCCCCCACAGUACUGGAGCCGCGCUGACCUCGAGAGCCGCGAGCUGCUCACCAUCUGCCUUAAGCGCAUAAAAGGCAUGAACCGCAAUGUGUUUAAGCUGGUGGACGCCGGCUUUAUAUGGACGGAGCCACACUCAAAGCGUCUCAAGGUAAAGCUUGUGCUGCAGAAGGAGGUGAUGAGCAACAUCGUCAUUCAGCAGGCGUGCGUCGUGGAGUAUGUAGUGUUGUGGCAGCAAUGCCCAACCUGCCAGAAGGUGGCGACGGGGCAGCCGCAGUGGGACGCUUGCGUGCAGGUGCGUCAAAAGGCCGUGCACAAAAAGACAUUUCUCUUCCUUGAGCAGCUCAUCUUGAAGCACAAGUUGCAAGAAAACUUUAUCCGCAUCGAGUCACAACCCGAGGGCCUUGAUUUCUUCUUUGGCCACAAGAGUCACGCCAUGAACUUUUUGGAGUUUUUAAAUCGCAAUAGCCCUGUGACCCGCCGCGACGCCGUACAGCUUGUGUCGCACGACAGCAAAAAUAACACGGCGGUGCAGCACCACACGUUUUCGAUCGAGAUUGCUCCCCUGUGCCGCGAGGAUCUCCUCCUCCUGCCGUACCAAAAUUACUAUCUGAAAAUGGGCGGCAUCGGACCCCUCGUGCUCGUGCACAAGGUGUACAGCAGCAUUGUGCUGCUCGAUCCCAAAACACUGCGCGCUGGAGAGUUCACUGGACAUCUGUACUGGAAGAAGCCUUUUGUGUCACUUAUGAACUCCCGCGAGUUGACGGAGUUCUACGUGCUGCAGUGCACCCCGACUGGCGUCACCAACGGCCGCUAUCAACUCGGCAUGGUGACCGUUUGCCUCUCCUCCGAGGUGGGCCACGGGCGUGAGUGGAUUGUCACAUCGCACCUCGGCGGUAUGCUGCAACCCGGCGAUCUCGCAAUGGGAUACUUGCUGGAGGGAAAGAAUUUCAACAACGAGGAGUGGGACAGCCACCGCUACAAGCAGGAACAGCUGCAGGAGGUGGUGCUCGUGCGGAAGCAUUUCCCCGCACAGAAGGCACGUCGCCACAAGCGCGUGUGGAAGCUCAAGCACCUGGACGUGAUGGACCCCACCUCUAUGGGUCGCUCAGCGAAGCAACAGGAAGAGAUGGAGAAGGAGCGACUCGAGUUUGAGGACGACCUCGAGCGCGAUGCGGAGUUCCGCCGCGAUGUGCCAAUCUACAAGAAGCUGCAGUCCGAGCUGGACCCACGCGGGGUGGAAGGCGGCGGUCGUGCCAAGACUGCGGAGACAGCAGCAGCGACAGCAGCCGAAGAGGAGGAGGACGAUGAUGGAGAGGAGGUGCCGCAGAUCGGGCUGGAGGAGAUGCUUGAUGAGCUCAGGAUCGAGGACGACGUGCUGGACGGCAACGGUGAUGAUGGUGAUGCCGAGGAAGAUGAGAAUGGCGUCGCAGAGCGUCAGCCGAAGAAGCAGCGCGCGGAGUAG